Messenger RNA from Hypanus sabinus (Atlantic stingray), 1620 nucleotides. Its product is annotated as general transcription factor II-I repeat domain-containing protein 2-like. The record is from RefSeq and is a predicted model, not a curated record. The transcript has 3 exons. Lineage: Eukaryota; Metazoa; Chordata; Chondrichthyes; Myliobatiformes; Dasyatidae. Bases 1 to 1620 code for a protein of 539 amino acids.
AUGGAGAAAGGCGGCGGGGCGAGGGAGGAGGAAGCAGCUGCACUCGGCUGCGCUGCGGGCCGCCUCUCGGCAUCUCUCACGCCGCUGCGGCGGACAGCAAGCGGCUCGGCAUCUCGGCCUCGUAGCCCGAGCCGCCUGAGGAGGAGGGCGAGGCUGACUCUCCGGGGAUUAACUGCUGUUUGCCUGAUAUGCCAAGAGACUGUGGCGGUUUUUAAAGAAUAUAAUAUCAGCCGUCACUUUGCCACAAAACAUGCCAACUAUGCUAGUGACCAGUCAACGAAAGAACGGGAAGCUAAUGCUCAGAGGUUGGCAGCUAAUUUACAGGCUCAACAAAAUUUUUUGCACCACCAGACUGCCAUUCAUGACUCAAGUACCAAGGCGAGUUUUAUGCUGUCAUUCAAAUUAGCAAAGGCCAGCAAGCCUCUGUCUGAAGGCGAGUUUUUAAAAGAAUGUAUGGUGGAGACAGCAGGUGUAUUGUGUCCGGAGAGCAAAGACAAAUUUGAAAAAAUCAGUUUAUCAUGCAGGACAGUGACUCGCUGUGUGGAACUGAUAGAUGAAGAUAUAACCAGCGACUUAAAUAAAAAGGCAGAGUCGUUCACGUUAUAUUCAUUAGCACUGGAUGAAAGCAACGAUGUAAAAGACACUGCUCAGCUCCUCAUUUUUAUCCGAGGAAUUAACAAUACUUUUGAAAUAACGGAGGAGUUUUUGACAAUGGAGUCUCUGAAAGGAAAAACACGGGGAGAGGACUUGUAUGACCGGGUGUCUGCUGUCAUCGAAAAUAUGAAGCUCCCUUGGAGUAAACUUAUCAAUGUCACCACAGAUGGAUCUCCUAAUUUGACGGGGAAAAAUGUUGGCCUGCUGAGGAGAAUACAGAAUAAAAUGAAAGAUGAAAAUCCUGACCAGGAUGUUAUUUUCCUUCACUGCAUCAUCCACCAGGAAUCUCUAUGUAAAUCGGUAUUACAGCUGAAUCAUGUUGUGAAUCCUGUCAUAAAACUUGUCAACUUUAUACGUGCAAGGGGACUUCAGCACCGUCAGUUCAUCAUGUUCCUGGAGGAAACUGAUGCGGAUCACCAGGACCUACUUUACCACUCCCGUGUCCGCUGGUUAAGUUUGGGCAAAGUGUUUCAACGAGUAUGGGAGCUCAAAGAGGAGAUCGGUGCAUUUUUGGAGUUACUGAGGAAGGCCGGCGAAUUUCCUGAGCUGAGCAACAAGAGCUGGCUUUGUGACUUUGCAUUUGCUGUGGAUAUAUUUUCACACAUGAAUGAACUGAACGUGAAGCUACAGGGGAAGGAUCAGUUUGUGCAUGACAUGUACACAAAUGUGAAAGCCUUUAAAUCUAAGCUGGCUUUUUUCUCCAGGCAAAUUUCGAAUAAGUUAUUCACUCAUUUUCCCACACUAGCCACGCUGGAAGAGGCCGGUGCAAAUUUGGUCUGCUGUGACUUCUGGGGUUCCACAGGAAUUGGUACUUGGACCCCAACAGUUCACAAGUAUAUUGAUGAUUUAGAUGAGGGAACCAAAUACAUCAUUUCAACAUUUGCUGAUUGCGCGACACCAAGUGAGAAUGUGAGUCAUAUUAAGAAUACAAAGGGGCUUCAAGGGAAUACAGACAAGCGAACUUAG